Molecule: messenger RNA, 2496 nt
Organism: Anisakis simplex (herring worm)
Lineage: Eukaryota; Metazoa; Nematoda; Chromadorea; Rhabditida; Anisakidae
Source: the annotation of a GenBank genome assembly
AUGUGGCGUCCACCAAGACUGUAUCAAGGUGGUUAUUGUCGACCCGGAGUACCAUCGGCUGAACCGACCGUACGAUUUCCGAGUACGAGUGGUAAUAUGGGUGCGGUUCCUCCGCCGGCGGCUUUGACUGUUCCCAAUGCUGUUGGAUUCAAUUCUAUGGUGAAGAAUUUGGAGAGGCAAAAAGAAGAAGAGUACGCUGCUCUGAUGUCGAGCGGUGGUACCUCUGCACACUCUAAGCGUGGACCGCGUAAAAAGAAUAUCUACGAUGACGAGUAUCUGGAGAAGGACUCCGAUGGCGAUGACGAACUGGCUUACCAACCGGCACCGGAGAGUCCAACGGGAGCAAAAGUCCCUGGAAAAGAAGACAACGAUGAGGAAGAGGAUCCUUUAGAUGCUUUUAUGGCAGGUGUUGAGAAACAGGCACGAGAAGAUAAAAUAGCGAGCGUAAAGAAGGAUCAAGAGCGAUCAGCUCAAGUAGAAAGUGGUAUUGAAACAGACGAGGAUAAGAAGAAAGGAUUAGGGCGGACGGAUAUUGAUGAUGAGGACAUGCAGGAAUCGUAUUUCAAAUUUUUGGAAGAACGAAAAGCGAAUGCGCCAGAAGAAGAGGAGAUUUAUGAGUAUGAUGAAGAUGGAAAUAUUAUUUGGACUUGGAAGAAGGUUAUUGACCCAUUGACAGCAAUCGAUCAUUCGUCUAUUCAGUAUGCACCGUUCAACAAAAAUUUCUAUCAAGAACACGAGCAGAUUAAAGCGAUGAGUGCACUAAAAGUAUUCGAGAUUCGGAACCGGUUGAAUCUAAAAGUUGCUGGUUUGAAUCCACCAAAACCAGUCUCGGCUUUCGCACAUUUUGGUUUCGAUGAAGCGCUGAUGAAUGUGAUUCGCAAGUCUGAAUAUGAACAUCCAACGGCCAUACAAGCACAGUCGAUUCCGGCAGCGCUAAGCGGGCGUGAUGUGUUGGGUAUAGCUAAAACCGGAAGCGGUAAGACAGUCGCUUACUUAUGGCCUGCAAUUGUACACAUUAUGGAUCAGCCGACGCUUGAACCGGGUGACGGGCCGAUUGCUCUUAUCGUUGUUCCGACCAGGGAGUUAGCGAUACAGGUGUAUCAAGAGGCGAAACGUUUUUGCAAAGUUUAUAAUAUAGCAGUGAUUUGUGCAUAUGGUGGAGGGAGUAAAUGGGAGCAACAGAAUGCACUCAAAGAAGGUGGUGAACUUGUAGUUGCCACUCCGGGUCGUAUAAUUGAUCUUGUCAAAAUCGAAGCAACCAAUUUCAAUCGUGUAACAUUUUUGGUUUUCGAUGAAGCCGAUCGAAUGUUCGAUAUGGGAUUUGAGGCACAAGUGAAGUCGAUAUCAGAUCACAUUCGGCCUGAUCGACAAUGUUUAAUGUUCAGUGCAACAUUUAAGUCGAAAGUUGAACGAUUAGCGCGCGAUGCACUCGUCGAUCCUGUUCGAAUCGUGCAAGGUGAAGUGGGUGAGGCGAAUGAAGAUGUUGUACAAAUAGUUGAAGUAGUACCGAACGUUGAUGCAAAAUGGCGAUGGCUUCUACAACAGCUCGUUCAGUUUUUGUCAAACGGAAAAGUUUUGAUAUUCGUGACGAGAAAGCAAAACGCUGAAGAAGUGGCACAGCGUUUACGAACGAAAGACUUCUCGUUGGUGCUACUGCACGGUGAUAUGUUACAAGUGGAAAGGAAUGAGAAAUUAUUAGCGUUUAGAAAGAAGACUGCCCUCAUGGUUGCUACUGAUGUUGCAGCUCGUGGUUUGGAUAUACCUGAAAUACGGACGGUGAUAAAUUUUGAUUUGGCAAGAGAUAUUGAUACGCAUGUGCAUAGGAUUGGAAGAACUGGUCGAGCGGGUGAGAAGGGUUUCGCGUACACACUGGUAACUGAAGCAGAUAAAGAAAUGGCUGGGCAUUUGGUUCGGAAUUUGGAAAGUGUCAAUCAGCAAGUACCGGACGCACUACUCCAACUCGCACUCAAGUCAUCGUGGUUCAGAAGUAGUCGAGGGAGCGGACCACAAGCUGGUGGUCCUAAACGACUUGGUUUGGGAUAUAAGCCGAGAACAAGGCCUGGAAUCGGAGUAGUUGAGUCAGGUGGUGGUCAGACCAAAGAAACAGCCAAAGCGUUAGCUUGUGAAGGGCGGAGUGAACCGAAGAAACGUGGUCCACUGGAUGUAGCGAAAUCGGCCGAUGGUUCAACAAAUCGGUUAAAAGCCAUGAAAGCUGCUUAUAAGACCUGUUUGAAGACUUCUUUCAAAGCAUCGUCAAAUGACGAAUGGGCUGCGAGCAGAUCUGCUCCAACCGACCCAACACCCGAAUGGAAGCGAAAACUUGAAGAGGCAGCUGCUGCGAUUCAAUCUGAAAUUGCGCAUACACCUUCGAAUGAUAACGACAAUACUAACCAUAGCAGCAAGAAUGCAUACAUCUCCAACUCGAAUAGUCAGCAGCAAUGGGACUCGCAGGGAGGACCAACGUUCGGAAGUAAGAAGCGAUCUCGUUGGCAGUGA